GAUUUCCUAUCACAGCUGAUUACCAAAACUGUUGUUUGCUCGACGUACUUUGAUCCAUUAUAGGUUAGAUAUUUUGCUAACAUUUUAUCUUUGUUCGUACGGUAUUUAGUUUGAUUGCUCAACAUCAUUCAACGAGAAUGGAAAAAAAUCUGGAAUCUUGUUUAGAGGAAGUUCAAAGUCACGAAGAUGUCACUGGUUGUCUUCUCGCCGACAAGUUGGGACUGUGUCUUACAGCUACUGGGACCGCAAAACCUGAAUAUACCGGCAUCAUAGCUGCACUGGCUAAGCAAGUUUCAAAGUUGGAGCCUUCUUCACCCCAUCCUGUGAUUCUUCUAGAAAAUGAUACAAGGCAAUGUCUAAUCCAGCAGAGUGGUAACCUGACAGCCGCCAUCUUUAAAAACACACAAUCGUCAUGAUCAAAACCAGGCUGAAGUAAACCUAGCACGCAUCCCCCCUCUUCCCCUACCCACACACCCACCCCCUCAACACUCACCUUCUUCAUAGAUAUUUUUAUAGUUUUAUCCUUUUUUAUAAAAAAUAUAUACUCCUAUUUACAAUACAAAAUAUUUGGUAAAAGACACACUAGAUAGAGACACCGGUUUGUAGGCAAAGAUUCACUUUGAUCUGUCAGCAUU
Molecule: messenger RNA, 635 nt
Organism: Nilaparvata lugens (brown planthopper)
Lineage: Eukaryota; Metazoa; Arthropoda; Insecta; Hemiptera; Delphacidae
Gene: Lamtor5
Exons: 4
Coding region: 138-416 (92 amino acids)
Biological process (GO): positive regulation of TORC1 signaling; cellular response to amino acid stimulus
Cellular component (GO): cytoplasm; Ragulator complex; lysosome
Molecular function (GO): guanyl-nucleotide exchange factor activity
Source: RefSeq, a predicted model, not a curated record